Molecule: messenger RNA, 1406 nt
Organism: Salvia miltiorrhiza (redroot sage)
Lineage: Eukaryota; Viridiplantae; Streptophyta; Magnoliopsida; Lamiales; Lamiaceae
Exons: 5
Coding region: 342-1214 (290 amino acids)
Source: RefSeq, a predicted model, not a curated record
AAGAAAUUCAAAAGAAACCCAAUCGACCCCCUCCCUCCGGUUGUCUCUCCUGCGGUUCCGUCUUUUUUCGCGAAAAUAAAUACUAGAAACAGAAAAACUGAAGAAAAAAUAGGACUGUUUGAGUAGUAUAAAUAACAGUAGAGAGACCACUUUCUUCCAGAGCAGCUCCCAACAAACAACAAAAAUCAACAGUGAAAUCUGAAGAAAAUAAGCAAGGAUUUUUCAGUUUUCAGCUUCAGAUCUCGGAGUUCGAUUCCGUCGAUUGUUUUUUAGUGGAGGAAUUUGCCUUUUUCUUUUACUUUGUUUGUUUGGAAGAAUUUGUUGAUAAUUGUUUGUGAGCAAUGGAGAAAAGCACGCCGGUGAGGAAGCCUCACACUUCGACGGCAGAUCUGCUCACGUGGUCGGAGAAUCCGCCCGAAAACUCGCCGGCGCCGGCUUCCUCCGCCCGCUCUCACCAGCCGUCGGAUGGGAUCAGCAAGGUAGUGUUUGGAGGGCAGGUUACAGAUGAAGAAGUUGAGAGCUUGAAUAAGAGGAAGCCAUGUUCUGGCUAUAAGAUGAAGGAAAUGACUGGCAGUGGUAUUUUUAAAGGCAAAGGAGAGAACGGAUUGUCGGAAAUGGAUGAUGCUGAUGAGACUCAAGCCAACAAAACUGGGCUGCGUAUGUACCAGCAAGCAUUGUCGGGAGUCAGUCACAUCUCUUUUGGUGAAGAAGAUACGGUUUCUCCCAAGAAACCGGCCAGUCUGCCUGAAGUUGCUAAGCAGCGAGAGUUGAGUGGAAAUCUGGAAAGCGAAUCUGAAGCAAAAUUAAAAAAACAACUAUCAGAAGCCAAAAACAAGGAGCUCAGUGGGCAUAAUAUUUUUGCUCCACCACCUGAAAUUAAACCCCGCCCCUUGGGUGCUCGAGCUUUGGCAUUACGAGAGAGCAUAACGAUUGGAGAGCCUGCUUCUGACAAUGGUGCUGGCAAUGGUGCUUUGAGCGAGGAACCUCUCAAAACAGCAAAGAAGAUACCUAACCAGAAGUUCUCAGAGCUCUCAGGGAACGACAUCUUCAAAGGAGAUGGGGCAGCUGCAUCAGCGGAGAAGCCACUGAGUUCAGCAAAGUUGCGGGAGAUGAGCGGCAGCAACAUCUUCUCUGAUGGCAAAGUGGAAUCUCGCGACUAUUUUGGAGGUGUACGCAAACCCCCGGGCGGGGAAAGCAGCAUCGCCCUGGUGUAACUUUGUUAGGUCUAACCUCAAUUGUUUUUCUUCACUUUGUUAAUUUGCAUCUCGAUUAUCUUAUUUAAUGGGGGAUUGUGCUCUGCUGAUAUGAUUUUCGGCGUGUGUUGGGUUUUGGUUUGUCCUAGGUUUGGUUAACAACAUGUUUCUAAACUUUUUUUACAUUAAAAAAAAAAAAAAACAUCUGGCUAA